Messenger RNA from Salpingoeca rosetta, 2056 nucleotides. RefSeq lists its product as uncharacterized. Lineage: Eukaryota; Choanoflagellata; Craspedida; Salpingoecidae. Gene Ontology annotation, cellular component: transcription factor TFIIIB complex. Bases 53 to 1759 code for a protein of 568 amino acids. The transcript has 8 exons. Gene Ontology annotation, biological process: RNA polymerase III preinitiation complex assembly. Gene Ontology annotation, molecular function: TFIIIC-class transcription factor complex binding. The record is from RefSeq and is a predicted model, not a curated record.
AAAAAGCAGCCGCAUUCGCACAAGCGACAAGAGCCAACCAACAACGACGACGAUGAGCGACAAGGCGCAAGAGAUCCGGCUGCCAUCACCAAAGGCCUCCAAGUCGAAGUCGAGGCGAGCGCCCAUGCGCAUUUCAAAACCAUCCACUCAGCGCCCACCAUCCCCGGAGACCAUCCCCAUCCCGCUUCCUGCAGUCUCCUCGCCUCGCCAAUCCAAGCGACAGCAACACCAACAAGAGCCAUGCAGCAGCGCUGACGAUGGCGACGCAAACGCUAACGGCAGCAACAGUGGUGACACAUCUCCAGAGGACGGCCUGUCGCCGCCAAGACAACGUCAUAAGGACCAGCAGCCACAGCACAAAGACAACACAGCGCCGGCGACAGAAAAAGCGCAGGGGCCACAGGAAACGCAAGCAGCAACAGCCUCCCCAACACGCUCUCCCGGGCGCAAGAAGCGAUCUGCUGCAGGCCGCAAAGGAAAGACGGCCAAGGCAAGACAAAUCACAAAGCCAAGGCAGCCAACCUCAAUAGCUGCACCCGGCCGGGAUGCCCAAAGAGCUCAAGCGUCGACGGCCAGCGCAAGCACAGCACCGUUGAGUGAGCACCACGCAUCAUCCACAUCAGCGUCGUCGGCAUCGCCAACAUCAGCGCCAUCAGCGCCAAGCACCGCCGUGUCAACGGCCGGUACAGCUGCCGUUGCCGAGGGCCAGGGAUCGGGCCAGGUGCGCCAGUCAUUGCCGGAUCGAUCCGCAGCAUUGGGGACGACAGCCAAUGCUGUGACAGAAGCGUUAGAGCCAGGCGUGGUGGCUGCUCAGCAGGGCGGCGCUGCUAUGACGCAUCGGCCACACACAACACCGCACCCGGCCAAGCGGGCCCGUAAGCGCUCGAAGCCAUCCCGCCCCGAUGAGGGAACAGCAAUGACCAUGCAGCACUUUUGUCACUACAACCCGCGCAACCCAAUCAGCGAGCCAGACCGCAAGACGAAGAAAGCCAAAAAGAAGAAAGGUGGGAGCGGGAGUGAGGAUGGCAGCAAAUCGCCGCAGGAGCAAGAGGCGAGCCAGGAGCAGGAACAGCAACCGACGGUGCAGAAGGUUGGCCCGCGCCUGCGCGUCAUUGACGACGAGAUCCAUGUUGAAUCGGCCUCGCUCGAGCUCAGCACCCAACCGCAGUCCCUUACACACGCCGAAAAGCGCGAUCCUGACAGGCAUGUCACGUCGUCCUCAUACUCCAAGCGGACAAAGGGCAUCAUAUGGACACCCGAAGAGACUGCGCGCUUCUAUCGUGCGCUGUCGUGUUGCGGCACCGACUUUUCCCUCAUGCAGCAGCUCUUCCCCCGCAGGACACUGCGCCAGCUCAAGCUCAAGUACAUGAAGGAGGAUCGCCGGAACAAGGCGCAGGUGUCGGCUGCCCUGAAGCAGCGCACGCCGCUGACGCACGAGCUACUGCAACAGCUCACGCCAAAGGCCGUGGACAUGGAUGCAAGCAAGGGCAAGGGCAAGGGCAAGAAGAAGAGUAGUAAGCAGAAGCCGCCGACGAGCGUGCAGGAGAUUGUGGCGCGCAACGAAGAAAACGCUGCGACAACAGCGCCGACAACAGCUGCGUCAGCAACAACGUCAACAGCUGCACCAACAACGUCAACAGCUGCAACAGGCAAUGGCGAGGGUGCCAGCAGUUCAUCGCAUUCAACAACAACAACAGCUACAACAACAACAACAGCUACAACAACAACAGACAUAACGACACAGCCAACACCAGCAUGACACUCUUGUGCAAUCGAGCUGUGUGUGUGAUGGCUGGAUUAGGAGAACGAUGACUCCCGCUACUAUUAUAGGUUUUGAUUUGCUCCCUUUGUCGUCGUUGUUGCUUGUGCCUGCGCCAUGAUGUGACAAGGACAUGAUGCGUCUUCUGCACCUGUCAUGUGCCCCUGCGUGGGUCAUGUCCCUGCAUGCGUUGACAUGGCAUGUCUCUUUGCUGUUUGUGUGUCGUGUUGUAUGUAAACUUGCCGUACGCAAAGCUACGCAACUCUUUUCCCAAACUCAUAAACAAGAACAUCCCCA